This is a messenger RNA of Larimichthys crocea (large yellow croaker), 4808 nucleotides long. RefSeq names its product CUB domain containing protein 1b (gene cdcp1b). The transcript has 14 exons. NCBI's taxonomy places the organism in Eukaryota, Metazoa, Chordata, Actinopteri, Sciaenidae. The record is from RefSeq and is a predicted model, not a curated record. The coding region runs from base 291 to 3950 and encodes 1219 amino acids.
AUACUGUCUGUAUUCAGUCCUGCUAAAGGGUACAAGGGCUGGAUCUGCUCCUCCUCACCUGUCAAGUUUGAACAGGUAACCGUAGCCUGUGGUCCACGCCCUCCGCUGCGCCGUUGCGCACAGGUAUCACAGAGCAGGAAGUGGCUGUCAACGCCGUCGAUGUUGCUGUGAGGUGAAUGAAAACGCAAAUGUGUAUUUGAGAGACAAGCAGCAGCUUUUUUUUUCGGGAUCAGGUUUUAUAUUUUCUGCGUUUUAUUUUUUAAAGAGCGGGAGAAUCAUUUUCAGAGAACAUGCGGCUGUGCGGGACGUGCGCGCUCCUGGGACUUUUGUUUUGGACGCUGUUCGACUCAUCAGCAUGCCUACAGGCGGUGAUCCGACCAGACAAAGGCUCGACUGUGACGGUGUCCACCGAGCUGCCCUUGGAUCAAUGUUCCGUGUGUACAGUCAGCGGGGUGAAUGACACACAGACAUCCUGCCUCUCCUCUCAGUCUCUGGUACCCGAGGUGGAGAUCAAACUGCUGUUUAACUGCUCCCAGCCGAUUGAACAGGCGUACACUGUGGUGAUUGCUCGCACCAUUGAGUGCACUAAGGAUGCCUGCAGUCCCGCAACAGAAAAACCUCAACCCUCCAUCCUCACAGAGUUCACCAGAACCUUCACCUGGGAGGUGAAGGCACCUGAGAAGAUACUUGUGAGCCUGGACAUCCUUGGACCGGGACUGAUGGAGAUGUCACAACCAUGCCCUAAUGGAAUUCAGUAUUUGGUGGCCACAUCCAAAACAAACGACAAAGACCGGAUCCAGUAUUGUGAAGGCGGUUCUGUGACUCGUUUCGACCUGCUCAACGAAGCUGUUGUGUCUCUGCAAGUUAAACCAAAGGCUCAGGUUGAUUCUGUGUUGUUCCAGGCCUCUGCUGGACCAUUAAAGGGCCGAAAAAUGGACAUAACUGUUAAUUCCAGCACGACUGUGGUCGUUACGCGUAAUCCUAAAGAACCUGAAUGUGAAGUGUGCUCUAUGGAUGGCUCCACUCCCAACUGUAGCCCAACAGAAAAGACACUGACCAACGUGGAAAAACUCUCGCUGGAGUUCAGCUGUCUAAAACCUCAGGAUGUGUACACUGUGAUGAUAAAGAAGAAAAUAGAAUGCACAAAGACUUCCUGCUCUCCUGCUGCAGGAGCAGUUGAUCCCGACCUCUUUAAGGACUUUAAAAGAUCCCUAAAAUGGGACAUUAGUGUUCCAGAGAGGACUGUAUUAACUUUGGACUUCCCUGGUGGAUUAAAGGAGAUGUCGGGAGCAAACAAUUGCCAAGAUGGCCAUGAGUACUCAGUGAGUACAACCAAAAGUGAUGGAGAGAUCAAAACUAAGAGCUACUGCAAGGGUGGGACAGUGUCUAAGCUGGAUCUACUCGGAGCGACGAUUGUGAAUGUAGAAGUGCCCAAAGGAGGAGAGCUGGACUCAACAGCAUUCAGUGUGAAAGCAGCACCAAGAGGUGGCAGAAUGAUGUCCGUCACUCCUGAUCCUGACACCAUCAUUCUUAUCCAGAGGGAGCCUGGCGAGCCGGACUGCAGUGUGUGUGAGAACGUGGCCCCCAAACAGAAAUGCAACCCACGAAGGCUUGAACUAAAAGAUCCUACCAACACUUCAGUAGAGUUUACCUGUCCUCGACCUCAGGACGUCUUCAGUGUGAAUAUCAACAGAGAUAUUGACUGCAGAGAGACCACCUGUUCGGGUAACAUUGUUCAGGUCGAGUCAUCACUGUUCCCAGACUUCAAUCGGACCUUCACCUGGUACCUGACAGCUGACCCCACUCGGACGUUUCAACUGGACUUCCCUGAGUCAGGAAUGCGGCAGAUUCCCAGCACGGAAACCUGUCCAGAUGGGCACUCAUACACUCUUAGUAUCUAUGUGCGUUCUGGGCCACAAAACAUUGGUACCUUUUGCAAAGGAGGAACUGUGACCACCAUCUUGGGUCUAUACCGUGGCUCUAUGUCUCUAAAGGUGCCUGGGGACAGGAAGCUGGAUCCUGUUAACUUCAAACUCACUGUUGGACCUGAGACAACCAUGGUAGCCAUAGUGAAAGUCAACCUUCCACGAGGUGUAUCGGAGACAGACUUCAUCACAGCCAACUAUCCUGGUGAUUUCCCUGAUGACCAGCAGACGCAGUGGGACUUCACGGUGCCCGGCAUGCACAACUACUCGAUGCAUUUCCUUGACCACACAGCUCCAGAAUGCCUCAACAAAGAAGUGGAGGUGGAGUACCACCAAAAUGGCAAGAAGGUGACCAAACUGACCCUGACGGAUCCUCAGCCGAAACAUCAGCAGGGCAACUUUAACAUGGUGCUGAAGAACUGUAAAACCAACAGGACGCUACAGGGGCUUGCGUUGAAAUACAAAGUGUCUGUAAUGAGGAGUGGUCAUCCAGUUCUGUGUACGGUGGACCUGACCAAACACCAAGGAGUGUCCCUGCAGAUAGAGAAAGUGGGUUCUGAUCCAUAUUGUGAGAUGAGCAUCGACUCUGAGGUCAAAGAGAAGAUAAAUGUGGCUGCAGGCACUAAGGCCAGCCUCUCAUUCCUCGACUGUCCAAAUGAAGAUCUGCGAUUGACCGCCAGUAAAGUUAUUGGGUGCCAAAAUCUGGCGUCAUGUUCUCCGACUCUCCUCACUGUGCCCAAACUGGAUUCAUGUCUACGGAUGCCCCUCCACAGCUUCACCUGGCACAUCCGCAUCUCUCAGGACAGAACAGUGGACCUGAUGUCGCCCACAGGGAGUCUUCGACAGUCCCUGCCUGGCCAGGAGUGUAAUCAUUCUCUCUCCUUGCAUGUGGUGGAGGGAGAUGGAUCUCCUAUUGGCGAUUUCUGCUUUGACGGAAGCAUCGAGAAAGUUCAGGUGCACGCCAACGUCUCUGUUACAGCCACAACCCAGAACUUUCACAAAAGGAAGGCCUUUCUCAACGUCAGCUUCACUCAGGAGAUCCCAGACAGAAUAACAACAGAAUGCAACAAGUCCAGACAGACCAUUAUUUACAGAGUCAGUCCAAAGAUGUCAUCCCCAUCCCUGCUGGCCACCCCCAACUGGCCUCAGGGUAUGAACCCUCCCUCCACCGUAUCCUGGAUCGUCACUCUGCCGAGCCAGUAUCAGGCACUCAUGCAGUUUGUCAACAUCAGCCAGCCCAAAUGCAAAGACAGGCACACCUCCAUCAAGGUGAAGAUGCUCGGGCAGGAGGAGGAGAUCAUGAGCCGCAGGGAGGACGAGCAGGCGGAGGAUAAGUUACUGGUGCCACACAGUUUCUAUCUGAACAUGUCCAACUGUAUCCCAGACGAGGGACAGUUUGGUGCAGUGAUCAAAAUCACUCUGCAGAAGAAGACCAAUCUGUUGGCCAUCCUUCUCGGGAUAGCAGGAGCUCUUUUGCUUUUGCUCAUCGUGCUGGCUGUUGUAUGCAUCGUCACAAAGAAAAAGAAAAAAGACAGGAUGAACAAGGAGUCGUCCAUCUACAUCGGCAAAGGGAACAUCUUCCGUCCGGGUGAUAUGCACUUUACCAAAAGUCGGUCUGACAACGAAUCCCACGUCUACGACUCCAUAGAUGAGACAAUGGUGUAUGGCCACCUACUGGGUGACUCCUCCAGCUAUGCCGACAGCAUGCAGGACCACUUCAAAGGGAUCCAGGUGGACUCUUAUCAAACAUUUACAGGCCCUGUUGAUGGAGGGCUGCCUGUAAUCAAAGAGCCAGACCACGAGCCUGAGAUGGACCAUUUCACGACGUUCCUGGACCCAUCUGAGACUUUCAUCCCAUCCCGUCCGCGCACUCCUAUUGACCGACAGGACAGCCUUGGCUUCCAGGACCGCAGGAUGGUGGACAAUGAACUUUACACGUUCAAGAGCACGGGCGAUAUGAACCCGAUCCGGCUCUCCGGUGUUGACAUGGAUCCACAGCCACCAAUAUCGGAGGAGUCCUUGUAGUGCGUCAGGACUGUAACCGCAUGAUGGACUGCUGUUACUAAAUUCUUGUUACAGCACCGAGUAUGUGAACUUUGAUCACACUCAGGGAAAUCUGAGUUCGAUGAGCUUCUGAAUGUGACGUGUACGUCGUGUUUGUCAGGACUCAUUUCUAAAGCUUCAAGAGCAGAUGCUGUGAUCCUCUUCAUAAAAGGAAGUAGCUUUCUUGACCUGUGUUUGACGAUAAGAUAGAUUCUAUUCUCAUGUCUGUCCAGUGAAUAUAAAGCAUAGCUUAGCAUAAAGACUGAAAACAAGGGGAAACAGCUAGCCUGGUCUAUCCAAAGGUAACCCACCUACCAGCACCUCUAAAGCUCACUAAUUAAUUCAUGAUAUCCGUUUAACCUGUACAGUGACUUUCUGGAGUCUUGUAGCUACUCAGAGUCACUGCUCUCAGAUAAGAAAUAACCUCAUAAAAAUAGGUUUUUUAAAUUCAUUUGGAUUAUUAUUAUUAUUUUUUUAAAUAAAUAAAUCAGACAUAACAUAUUAUUAAGUGAGCUUUAGAGGUGAUGGAUGGUGCAUUUUUGUUGGCUAGCUGUUUCCAAUCUUUGUGCUAAGAUAAACUAGUUUAGCUUAUACAAACAUGGGAAUGAUGUCGGUCUUAAGUCUCAUCUAAAUCUCAGGAAGAAAGCAACAAAAAUGUCUUUUCUUUUAAUGUUUGAUUAGUUUAGUUUUAUUAAAUUUCUGUCAAUGUGGCGUGGACUCAGGAGAAGGGACUAUGGAAAAAAUAUGCAAGUACCUCUUGGUUCUUGUUUUAAAAGUGUUUUUACUGUAUAUUAUUUACUGGUGUGUUUUUGAGAUUUGUUUUUUAUUUACCUGUAAAUA